Merops nubicus (carmine bee-eater) is the source of this 1230-nucleotide messenger RNA. Its product is annotated as galanin receptor type 2-like. Gene Ontology annotation, molecular function: galanin receptor activity. The record is from RefSeq and is a predicted model, not a curated record. Gene Ontology annotation, cellular component: membrane. The transcript has 2 exons. The coding region runs from base 1 to 1230 and encodes 409 amino acids. Lineage: Eukaryota; Metazoa; Chordata; Aves; Coraciiformes; Meropidae. Gene Ontology annotation, biological process: neuropeptide signaling pathway; adenylate cyclase-modulating G protein-coupled receptor signaling pathway.
AUGCCAGGGGGAUGGAACGCCUCUUCUGAGAGCCUGGAGCUACGAGCAGCAGGGAUUGUUGUGCCAGUCAUCUUCUCCCUCAUCUUCCUCCUGGGGACUGUGGGGAACGGGCUGGUGCUGGCUGUACUGCUGCAGAAUGGCCAAGUCAAGUACAACACCACCAACCUCUUCAUCCUGAACCUGGCCGUGGCCGACCUGUGCUUCAUUGUCUGCUGUGUCCCCUUCCAGGCCACCAUUUACACCCUGGAUGGGUGGCUUUUUGGGGCUUUUGCCUGCAAGGCUGUGCAUUUCCUGAUCUACCUCACCAUGUAUGCCAGCAGCUUCACCCUGGCCGCCGUCUCUGUUGACAGGUACCUGGCCAUCCGCUACCCCCUGAAGUCCCGGGAUCUCCGCACCUCCCGAAACGCAGCCCUGGCCAUCGUGGCCAUCUGGUCCCUGUCCCUGCUCUUUGCAGGACCUUACCUCAGUUACUACCACAUUGUCCACUACCACGCCGUGCCCAUCUGUGUCCCCAUCUGGGAGGAUCAGCGCCGAAAGAUCCUGGACAUCCUCACCUUUGUCUUUGGCUACCUCCUGCCCGUGACCGUGGUGAGCCUGGCCUACGCCAGGACCAUCAAGUUCCUGUGGACCUCCGUAGACCCCAUAGAAAGGAUCUCAGAGUCCCGGAAAGCCAAGCGUAAGGUCACCAAGAUGAUUGUGGCUGUGGCCAUCUUGUUCUGCCUCUGUUGGCUGCCCCACCACCUGGUCAUCCUGUGCUUCUGGUUUGGCCACUUCCCCUUCAACCGAGCCACUUACGCUUGCCGCCUGGCUUCCCACUGCCUCUCCUAUGCCAACUCCUGCCUCAACCCCAUCGUCUAUGCCCUCAUCUCCAAGCACUUCCGCAAGCGUUUCAAGCAGGUCUUCACCUGCCUUUUCUUCCAGAACAAGACCAGGAAGAAGAAGAGGAGAGUCGGAAAGAAAGUCCACGUGGUCAAUGUGGGCAAAGGUUUCACUCACGGCACCAGAGGUUUCUGUGGAGGCAACACUGAGGUGACACAGGUCCCAGAGGAGAACACCAGGAAGAAGGACCUUGAAGGGCAUGGCAGAGCAUGGAGUCGCCAGCUAGAAGGUGCUGUGGUCUCUGUUCAGAAGGAGCUACUGGAAGAGGAGAGUGUGGCAACAGCUGGCCAUCCCCUAGCCAUGACCCCUCCAGGAGCAACUCAGGAGUCUCUGGCUGGUCACCACAGAUGA